Apus apus (common swift) is the source of this 4610-nucleotide messenger RNA. It is a transcript of the gene CDC73, whose product is annotated as cell division cycle 73. Bases 52 to 1647 code for a protein of 531 amino acids. Gene Ontology annotation, cellular component: Cdc73/Paf1 complex. Gene Ontology annotation, molecular function: RNA polymerase II complex binding. Gene Ontology annotation, biological process: transcription elongation by RNA polymerase II; positive regulation of transcription elongation by RNA polymerase II. The record is from RefSeq and is a predicted model, not a curated record. The transcript has 17 exons. NCBI's taxonomy places the organism in Eukaryota, Metazoa, Chordata, Aves, Apodiformes, Apodidae.
GCUGGCGGAGGGGCCGGGCCCGGGCGCAGCGGCGGCGGCUCCGGAGCGAAGAUGGCGGACGUGCUGAGCGUGCUGCGGCAGUACAACACGCAGAAGAAGGAGAUCGUGGUGAAGGGCGACGAGGUGAUCUUCGGAGAGUUUUCCUGGCCCAAGAACGUCAAGACCAACUAUGUCAUCUGGGGGACAGGGAAAGAGGGCCAACCCAGGGAAUACUACACUUUGGAUUCUAUCUUGUUCCUGCUCAACAAUGUACACCUUUCACAUCCUGUUUAUGUCCGCCGUGCUGCAACUGAAAACAUUCCUGUGGUAAGAAGACCUGAUAGGAAGGACUUGCUUGCAUACCUAAAUGGGGAAACAUCAACCUCAUCAAGCAUAGACAGAAGCGCUCCACUUGAAAUUGGUCUUCAGCGGUCCACACAAGUUAAAAGAGCAGCAGAUGAAAUAUUAGCAGAAGCAAAGAAACCAAGAAUAGAGGAUGAAGAGUGUGUGCGUCUUGACAAGGAGCGGUUGGCAGCUCGGUUGGAGGGACACAAAGAAGGUAUCGUGCAAACGGAGCAGAUCAGGUCCUUGUCUGAAGCCAUGUCAGUGGAAAAAAUUGCUGCUAUCAAAGCAAAAAUCAUGGCAAAGAAAAGAUCCACUAUCAAAACUGAUCUGGAUGAUGACAUAACUGCUCUUAAACAGAGAAGUUUUGUUGAUGCUGAAGUGGAUGUAACCAGAGACAUUGUCAGCAGGGAGAGAGUAUGGAGGACAAGAACUACAAUCUUACAAAGCACAGGCAAGAACUUCGCCAAGAAUAUUUUUGCCAUUCUUCAAUCAGUGAAAGCCAGAGAAGAAGGCCGAGCACCUGAGCAAAGACCUGCACCAAAUACAGCACCAACGGAUCCCACUUUAAGAAAUAAGCAACCUAUUCCAGCUGCCUACAACAGAUACGAUCAGGAAAGAUUCAAAGGAAAAGAGGAAACGGAAGGCUUUAAAAUUGAUACGAUGGGCACCUAUCAUGGGAUGACUCUGAAGUCUGUAACGGAAGGUGCCUCUGCUCGAAAAACACAAGCUCCAGCAGCACAGCCCGUACCACGACCAGUUUCUCAAGCAAGACCACCUCCAAACCAGAAAAAAGGAUCUCGAACUCCCAUAAUCAUUAUUCCGGCAGCAACAACCUCCUUAAUAACAAUGCUUAAUGCAAAGGACCUUCUGCAAGAUCUAAAGUUUGUACCAUCAGAUGAAAAGAAGAAACAAGGCUGUCAACGAGAAAAUGAAACUCUAAUACAGAGAAGGAAGGACCAGAUACAGCCGGGGGGAACUACAGUCAGUGUUACUGUACCUUAUCGAGUAGUAGACCAACCUCUGAAGCUUAUGCCACAAGACUGGGAUCGAGUGGUGGCAGUGUUUGUACAGGGUCCUGCUUGGCAGUUCAAAGGCUGGCCUUGGCUCUUGCCUGAUGGAUCACCUGUUGAUAUCUUUGCAAAAAUUAAAGCUUUUCAUCUCAAAUACGAUGAAGUACGUCUGGAUCCAAAUGUACAGAAGUGGGAUGUAACAGUGUUAGAACUAAGCUACCACAAAAGACACUUGGACAGGCCAGUAUUCCUACGCUUCUGGGAAACUUUGGACAGGUAUAUGGUAAAGCACAAAUCUCACUUGAGAUUCUGAAUCCUUCAGCUGCCGUUUAUUUCCUGAAAUUGAGAAAAGUGAAAGGGGCUCCAGUUUGGAGACCAGAGCUGGCACUAGAUGAUAUGUCAAGAACUUUACAAAUGAAGAAGGGUCACAGUUUAAUCUUUUUAUAAAAUCUUGUUUGGAUGCUUCAUGCUAUGGCAGGUUGAUAACCUGUUGUUAUUCAGAAGCAAAGGGGUUUUGCUUAAAACUAUUUUUUUAAUGUUGUUAGCCUUCUAGUCUGCAAUCCAAAUUGUAUAUUUUGAUAGCAGCAGUUUCUUCUCUGUUUUGUUAAAUUAGUCACAUUUUAAAAUAAUGUGUUUUGUUCCUUAUUAGAAAAUAGAUUGAUCUUCACUGCAGGUUACAAAUGUGAGCGUGUGCGCAUGUGCGCACGUGUGUGUGUGUAUAUAUGUGUGUGUGUGUCUAUAUAUAUAAUGUAUAAAAAAAAAAUUAUAGACACACUGUGCACACAUAGAUGUUACCAGGCUUUCUAAACCACUUAGCUUCUGAGCUUAAUUUUGGUUUUCUUUGCUUAUUGUUUCACUUACUGACAAUAUUUUGUUGUGAAUGAUGCUACAUUUUAGUCAAUAGGACUUGCAAACUGAGCAAAGUGAAAAUUGUUUUGGAUAAAUCAAAGUGUCAACCUGUAUAUGUAUAUCCUGUCAGUCUUUGUUGAAAAGGGAAGAUGAAAAGUCUAGAAACGCUUUUUUGGAUUUGUAAUGUCCCAGUUUACUAAAUCUUUAAACUUUAUUAUAGGAGUACCUUCAAGUCAUGUUACUUCAAAUUGCCGUUCUCCAUGCAGAUCUCUUUAUUUAAACUGAAAGUGUUCAUGUGUACAUUCCCAUCUAUAAAAACACCUUUACAUAUGAGUCUAAAUGUUACUUAGAUUAAACAAUGAAGAGAGAAGGAGAGAGUUUGGAUUUUUUUUUCCUGAAAUAGUCACCACAAGGAAUGAAUAAUUUCAACUUUUUGCAUUUAUACCUCUGAUACCACCUUUAAUAUUGUUAGCCCAGACUAUGUCUACAGGAAUUGUCAUAUUCUGAGAUGAGUGGCUAAUAUGGCCUCCUAACAGUCCUGCAUUGAAAUGCAAAAUGAGCCUACUCCAUUUACCAAAGAACAGAUUUGCUUGAUCUACAGUAUAACAGACACUAGAAGACCCCCUGGUAUUUGUGUGAAUGUGUGGUAUCUCUGUAUUUAAUAACAUUAAGUUGAUGUUGCAAAGCAGUGGAUGUAGAGAAUGAUCAAUUACUGUAACACCCGCAUGAAUUUUUUUCCAGGAUAGAAAAUAAGUGUUUAUAUUCCUGUUCUUGAAAUGCCCAACCAUGUUUUUUUAAUAUACUUUACGUUUAAGGUUUGAUGAAAGUAAAAUGUUCUACCUAUUCUUCAUUUUUGCUUUUUAUUUGAUGUUACCUUCACUUUUAAUAAAACCAGAAGGCACAUCUCCUUAAGAGGUUUUUUAAAUUUUCUUAAAUUUAUGAGGAGUGUGAGGUCUGACUUCUAGUUACAUGUUUCAAUCCCUGCUGUACCAAGACUGCUAUUUUUAAAUGGUCUUAAUGGAAAUGUAAAAAAGCCCAAACCACCAAACAAAAAACCCCAGUGACUCCAAAAUUAGAAGUUAACACUGGAUUUUUUAAUGGAUUCUGUGAAGUGACUGAGAAGAGCAGCGAAUACAGAACUACUAGAAGUUCUCCUAUUUGUAUGGGCAGUUAGUACCAAGUGACUGCUUUUUCCCAAUACUUAAGCUAUUAUAAAUGUAUACAUGUACUACCUGAGUGAGCUAAAACUUUGGUUUUACCUGUACUAUGAUGAGAAAAGCUCCAGUGGCUAUCAACACAGUAAUUGCUGCCAUGAGGUUCAAUUUAGGGUUCAUUACUGCUUUAAAUAAUGGGAUAUCAUGUAUGGUUUUUUAACUCUCAAACAUUUCCAAUUAAAAAUAAAACUUUGUUCAGACCUAAUAAUCAGUGCUUCAUGGGCCAUGCAGUUUUAAAGAGACUUCUACAAUGGGCAGCAAACUUAAACAGUAAAUUCUGAAGAAAUUAGUGUUUCAUGUACAGUGUGAUAUACAGACUAUACUGUGGUUUUAAAGUAGGCAAGGUCUGAUUAUCUUUUCUCUGUCCUGCGUUUCACUUGUAUUUUAAACGCACGUGUAAUCCCAGGUCCAAUAUCGUAUACAGGAGAUGGCUUGAUUUAGAUGUAAAUUUAUGUAUAUAUUUGGAGUAACUCCUGAAACUAGUGAAGUUAUAUGGAUGUGAGGCUGGCUGAAGAGCAAAAUCCAUGAAGUCUUUGUAUGAACUGCACCAUUUUUAGUGGAUUGAGCGUAGACCUGUAACAACGUAGAAUUUUGUACUUGCAAGCAAUUUACAAGACAAGUUACAAAAGAUGUAUUUGUGAAGGAGCUGGCACCUGAUCAUGCAUAUUUUUGUCAGACAUAAAAGUAGUGAUGUUUAUAAAAUGAGCCAUUUUGCAAUCAGAUUCCUGCUGACAUUAUUGGAAGUUUAAUUAGGUUGUCAGAAUAGCAUUCCUGCUGCCUCCAUAAAUAACUGCACAUAGAUUAUGAAACUACUUGGACUUAAAAAUUUAGCCUUACUGCAGCGUUUUGCAGCACAGCUGGAAUUGUAGACACGUUAUGCUUAAUUUAUAUACAAGUUAAUGUGGAGUAAUAAAGAAAGCCGGUAUUAAGAACUGGGGGAAGCUGGAGGAUCAGACAUCUGUUUUAGUGAGCUGCAUUCUUAUUGUUGAGCAAAUUUGAUGCACUACUUGGAGGUGUAUAAAGUGUGUAAAUUGUACUCAAUUAAAAUGUGUAACUAAAACUGAGCUAAUUCAUGACUGUAGUUUAUUGAACUGUAGGAUACUAGUGUGGGAAUGUGAUACCAAAUUGGCUGCUUCUGUUAAACAUCUUGUGUCAUAACUCUACACUGUUCCAUAAGUACAAGGUGAAUGAGAUAAAACAAGAUGAAAACUGG